AUGAUGGAGCUGCUGACUGGAGAGGUUCCUGUAAGGUGUCAGGAUGUGGCGGUCUAUUUCUCCAUGGAGCAGUGGGAGUAUGUAGAAGGACACAAGGAUCUGUACAAGGAGGCCAUGAUGGAGGCUCCCCGGCCUCUGACAUCACCAGAUGGACUCAUAGAAGGAAAUCCCCCCGAGAGAUGUCCCCGUCCUCUGUAUUCCCAGGACUGUCCAGAGGAGAAGCUCCCAGAGAACCAUCAGAUGACAAAUCAGGGGGAAGAUGUGACUGAUAUUAAAGUGGAGGAUGAAAAAGAGCGGAUGAUGGGCGAUCCCCGGUGUAAGAGUGAGGUGGAGGAGAACAUUCCAGUCCAUGUGACCACAGGUAUGGAAUCAUGAAUGGAGGAAGGGAAUUGGGAGGUUUCUUCAGGUGAGGCUCCACCUUAGAGCUGCAGUAAAGUAGCACUCCGGGCAGUGACCCCUGUGUUAUGUGCAGGAGCAGAGGGAGCUGUGACUGCACAUAGACAUCCUCUCCGAGCUCUUCUCUCCGUCCUCUCAUGGUCCAGGCUGAACACUCGGCUUAGCAUCAGGUUGUGGGGGGCACUGGCUGCAAUGAAUGGCUGCAGUAAUGGCCGGGAUCUGAGAAAACCCAGUCUAACCACCUAAGCUCCACAAUCCAUGGUGAUAGGGGGCCGCCUGUGAUCUGUUGAGCAUCUGAUGUGCCUCUGAAAGUAGUACCUAAUUCUUCCUCCCAUGCUGAGAUAUAAGAGGGGGGUGUAGAGGUAAUUAAUAGUUUGUAAACUUUGGAUAUUGCUUUUCACAUUGGGAGGGUAGUGAAUAGUGUGAGUUGUCAGAAUGCAGUGUUGGUUGUCAGGAAUUGGUGGCAUACUUUAUAGAAAUGGGAAUCCUGUAGGAAAUUAAAAGUGAUGGUGCUGAGCCGGAUUGAAAGUCCUUCCCGAGAAGGGAUUUUGCCAUCAUCAAGCAGGGAGGAAAUUGUAUAGGAUUGUAAUAAAUCCCACAAGGGCUUGGAAUGUGUUGGGAGUGGGGAAUAUUUUGUCAGGUAUGGUUGGUAUUGUCAGUGGACAGAUUCAAAAACGAUAAAUCUUCAGCUGUCUGUAAAAACUUCACUUCUUUAUUGACAAAUCCUCAAAAACAUCUUGUACAACAAUUAAAAAACAUACCUACGCGUUUUGAACAUGAGGGCAGUGGAUAAUGCCAGACAUGCUCAGGUUAAUUCCUCCCUGACGUCUGAACCAAGAA
Molecule: messenger RNA, 1236 nt
Organism: Bufo gargarizans (Asiatic toad)
Lineage: Eukaryota; Metazoa; Chordata; Amphibia; Anura; Bufonidae
Product: zinc finger protein 613-like
Exons: 4
Coding region: 1-375 (124 amino acids)
Biological process (GO): regulation of DNA-templated transcription
Source: RefSeq, a predicted model, not a curated record